AUGAUAAGAUGGCACGCUUUAGCUUGGCCCAGCGAUUCUUUCCAAAGUAAUGUCAAAUAUCAAACCAAAUAUUUCAAACAACGAUUAGAUCAUUUUAGCCCAGCAGACGAUAGAAAAUUCCAGCAGAGGUAUUUAAUCUCACAAAAAUAUUGGAAAAAAGGCUCACCCAUCUUCUUCUAUACUGGCAACGAAGGGGAUAUUACCUGGUUUGCUAAAAACACGGGUUUUAUGUGGGAUAUUGCUCCAGAAUUUAACGCCAUGCUGAUAUUUGUUGAGCAUCGUUACUACGGAAAAACUUUGCCUUUCGGAAAGGAUUCCUUUAAGGAUAAAGAACAUCUAGCCUAUCUCAGCUCGGAACAAGCACUUGCUGAUUUCGCUCAAUUUAUCGUUGACUUCAAAGCGGAAACUCAUGGUACCCAAAAUAGUUCAGUAAUAGCUUUUGGUGGCUCUUAUGGAGGCAUGCUAACUGCAUGGCUAAGAAUAAAAUAUCCCAAUAUUGUUGAUGGUGCUAUAGCCGCUUCAGCUCCAAUUUGGCAAUUAGAAGGGUUAACUCCUUGCGAUCGAUUCUCUAGCAUAGUAACAAAUACAUUCAAAUUAGCUUAUCCAGAGUGUCCAAAGAAUAUCAGAAAUUCCUGGAAGGUAAUUAGAAAAUUAGGAUCAACCAAAAGUGGAAGACAUACUCUCUCCACUACUUUAAAACUUUGUAACCCGUUAAAGAGUCCAUCUGAUGUAGACGCACUAGUUAAUUGGCUAUCAAGUAUCUGGGUUAACCUUGCUGAAGUCGAUUAUCCUUACCCAGCUAAUUUUCUGGAGCCAUUACCUGCUAAACCAGUUAAGGCUGUUUGCGCUUCUCUACAAAAACCAUUGGCUAACGACACUCUGUUAAUACGAGGAAUUGCUAAGGGUUUAAAUGUUUAUUUCAAUCAUACCGGUAAUAGUAAAUGUUUUAACACAGAUCAGGAUGCGACAUCACACUUGGGUAUAGCAGGAUGGAAUUUUCAGUCUUGCACAGAAAUGGUUUUACCCGUGUGCAUGGACGGAGUACAUGAUAUGUUUGAACCUACACCAUUUAACCUCACAGCUAUGGCUGCUAUCUGUAAAGAACAGUAUGGUGUUAGAACAAGACCAUUCUGGGCACAAACCUUGUACGGUGGCAAGAGAAUUAAAGCUGCCAGCAACAUCGUAUUUAGUAAUGGUAACCUAGAUCCUUGGUCUGGUGGUGGUGUCUUAAAAUCACUUUCUAAAUCUCUAGUUGCCAUUGUAAUUGAAGGCGGUGCACAUCAUCUUGAUCUUCGCCAUGCAAAUAAAGAUGAUCCUGCAACGGUCAAGCAUGCCAGAAAAAUUGAAAAAAUGCACAUAGCAAAAUGGAUCAAAGAAGCCAGUAACGAAUAG
This is a messenger RNA of Trichoplax adhaerens, 1392 nucleotides long. RefSeq lists its product as uncharacterized. Gene Ontology annotation, biological process: proteolysis. Lineage: Eukaryota; Metazoa; Placozoa; Uniplacotomia; Trichoplacea; Trichoplacidae. Gene Ontology annotation, molecular function: dipeptidyl-peptidase activity; serine-type exopeptidase activity. The record is from RefSeq and is a predicted model, not a curated record. The transcript has 5 exons. The coding region runs from base 1 to 1392 and encodes 463 amino acids.